Trichoplusia ni (cabbage looper) is the source of this 9391-nucleotide messenger RNA. RefSeq names its product plexin-B (gene PlexB). Gene Ontology annotation, biological process: regulation of cell shape; negative regulation of cell adhesion; regulation of GTPase activity. Gene Ontology annotation, cellular component: semaphorin receptor complex. Bases 2417 to 8098 code for a protein of 1893 amino acids. The record is from RefSeq and is a predicted model, not a curated record. Lineage: Eukaryota; Metazoa; Arthropoda; Insecta; Lepidoptera; Noctuidae. Gene Ontology annotation, molecular function: semaphorin receptor activity; protein binding. The transcript has a single exon.
AAAUCAGUUUGAUGUAGUAUCAUUUCAAACUUUGUCAGAUUAUAAUCGACAAAUUUUAAAAGGGUACGUUUGAAUAAUGUACAAAACUAGAUUUGUAAGUACAAAAAUGAAGCGAUCCAAUAAAAAACCUUCCUGGUAAAUGAUAUAAAUAGGCUACAGGCUACAACUUGAUGUCUUAACACGUCCGCGACGGCUGCUGAAAACUUCAUAACCUUUAUAACCCAAAUCUUAAUGUGCUUUUACCUUUUAAAAUAUCGACCCAAGAGAGGUAAUAACAACCUUUAAACUUGAUUGUGAUUUUUGUGUUCAGAUUGUAAGAUUAAAAUUAAAUAAUAUCGUAGAUGAUGUCGCUCCAUACCUCUCAGUCAUUUUUAAAAAAGGUUUUCAGGUGUCUUCCUUUAUAUAAAGUAAAAAGAUAUACCUAUAAUACAAAGAUAUACCUACGUGUGCCUUAUGUACCCUUGUUUAAAACUGGUAUCAGAAGUUAAGUUUAGACCCAUUGCAAUUCUACUUGCGUCCAGCAAGUUCUUUGCGAUAAGAUGAUCUUACAGCUGGCGUUAAAUAUUUUAAAUUUCAAAAUUUUAGAUUUUCCAAACAGUUCCGUAUGCAGACGGCCUUACUCAGGUAUGUUUAGUGCCUGGGAGAAUGUACUGAAUCCCAUAGACAUCAUUUUUAACCUUUCUAAGACCUUUCGCGACAUACUUCUUUCAUAACUUCAUUUUUAUACCUUACAAUUAAAUGUUAUGAAUGAAUGUAUAUAAAUCUAUGCAAGUAUAUUCUUGGUUUCAAUUUGUGAGAUUUCGAAGAGAGAUCAAUUAUAGCCUGGUUCAUACAAAUUAUCUCUCCCAAAACUACAGACAGAUGAAACUGUCUUUGUACUGCAAAAACGAGUUAUUCUAGGAGUUGGGUCUAUGUAUCAGGUGGGUUCUAAGAUUAUAUUCUGACUGUCGAAUCAGAAUUAAGUUAGCCAACGUAAUGAUAUAUGUGGUACAAUAUUUAUUCGUACAAAAAGUGAUGUACAGAUACACGAAAUAGGAAUACAUUAUUCACUUCUGCUUAGAGCACGGAACUCGUGUGUAGGCCUUGGUGUUCUCUUAUACAUAAAGAAUCCCUGAGAUAUUAUACUAGACCUGACCAAAAUUUCGUUUAAACCUGCAGUUACAGCUAAUCUCUGAAAAACUAUUUGAAUAAUAAAAAUUGUUGGUCACCGUAAAAGGCAUAAGACAUUAAGACAGUUCUCUGUGGAGUUCCUUCAAUGUAAAUUAAUAUUUGACGUAUAGAUUGUUUGUUUCAGUUUUAUUAUUCAGAAUUUGACAAUUUGUUUCAUUAUCAGAUAAUGAUUUGUAGUGACAUUUUGGUAUGUUAUUUUUUUGUAUAGUUUUACUUUACUUUUAAUACGUAUAACAUGACCGAUGUUUCUUCAUGUAUAAUAAUAAUUUAUGAUAAUAUUAAAUAGAAUUGUUAAAUUACGGAACGGAGCGGUGAGCCAGUUUUUAAGGUAAUAUUUUUGUCUUUCAAAACCUAGCAACAGAUGUGUCAUGCUGCCUUAAUUUUCACGGUCUACGGUGCUGUCUUGGGUCUGAUCACCUCCUUCCCUCUAAUAUGGCUAGGGGGGUAUCCUUGCGGCAUAGUCGUGCCCCGUUCACGAGUAUGUCACUUGGCGACUGGCCGUACUGCUGACCUUGGUCUAUUAGAUAACCCUCUUAACUUUAAAACAGCUGCAAUGCCUGUUAAAGGUACAGCAACAUCCUUGAAUAAGUACCUGUUUAUAUUAUUAUUUGCCAAUAUACAUUGUUUACCUACUUAGUUUCAUUAUUGGCGCGGUCCUUCGAUAACCUAAUAUUACUAUUUGUUUUGUAAACUGAGAGGCAGCGUGCUGUGCUGUGGAGUUUUUUCUCCACAGCUAGUACAGCUACUGCACUUAGGAAGCCUUAAAGGGUGGACGAUACGGCGUGCUGCGUAUCUAAUAGAUGCUUUUGUUGUCGUUCUGCUUUCAAAAUGUGCUACUUAGUAUGUUUUUUUUAGAGUUAAAUUUUGGUUACUCAUCAUUAAUGUUAGAUUAGACCAAAUUUAGAUUUUUGCAUAGGCCUUGUAAAUUUAGGCUAUUCUAGAUUUUUACUAUUUAACAAAUUACUUAGACAGGCGAGAAUUACGUCAAGAAGUCCUUGUCCUUGAGAAAGGAUUUUAUGAACAGAAACUUUUAUGAAAGUGGUAGCAUUCAUGGUUCUCUAUGACUUAGUGGUAUCCUUUUCUAAAACUCUAUUGUUUAUUCCAUGUCAUCGGCAUCGAUGGAUGCUUUAACAAGUUACAUUACAUUUUUGUAAUGGGCCAAAAAUGGGUUGAAAAUGAAAUAAAAAUAAUCGUUACAUGGUGAAAAAGUGAAAUUAUCAACUUAAAUGCAACUUAAAAUGUGAUCAUGGCUACUUCUACAACAUUGUUAGUCAUAACAUUUUGGCUUCGGUGCACAAUAGUGUAUGGAUACGAAUUCAUAUCACAAUAUCCCAUUCUGUCCAAUGAGACAUUUCAUUUCUAUCAUCUCGCCGUGGAUAGAGUGAGCGGGCAAGUUUACGCUGGAUCGUUAAACUGGAUUCACCAGUUGAGCCCCGACUUGAAACCCAUCCAUGUAAUAAGCACAGGUCCGAAACAAGACAACCCAAUGUGUCAUGCUAGUGGCUGCACUUCGUCUGACAUAAAGACUACAUGGAUUGAUAAUGUGAAUAAAAUAUUAGUGAUUGAUCAGGAAUCGGGGAGAGUGAUUGCGUGUGGUUCGGUAGCGCAAGGUUCCUGCUACAAAUAUAAGUUGGGAGACCUCUCCGCGAAGCCCGAUUUCGUUCCUCAGAGUGUGGCAGCAAAUGAUGCUGAUGCAUCGACCUACGCGUUUAUCGGCCCCGAAAGGUAUAAUUCUUGGGACCGACCGAAUGUGCUAUAUGUGGGGACAACAUUUACAAAUAAUGGAGAGUACAGGCACGACGUCCCUGCGAUAUCCAGCCGGGACCUGAUCACUCUUGAAGUCGCACAAUUAACUUUCAACAAACAAAGUUCAAUACAAAUAGAUGUUAAAUACAGAGACAACUUCUUAGUACAGUAUGUGUAUGGUUUCAAUGCUAGUGACUAUGCAUAUUUUUUAAUAAUCCAGAAACAUUCCCACCUUGCUGGCAAUGAGGAAUUGGGAUAUGUGUCACGGCUGGCUCGGACCUGUGUUAAUGAUGACAACUACAACAGUUACACAGAAGUUACUUUAGAGUGUCAUGUGAGAGAGGAAAUGGUUAGUGGUAAGAGUGAAGUGGUCAAUUAUAAUUUAGUUCAAGAUGCUAAGAUUGCUAAGGCAGGUGCAAAUCUGGCUGCACAGCUGGGUGUUGAAACAGGGGACCCUGUACUUGUAGCUGUGUUUAGUCCAUCUAAAAGUAUUUCUAAUGAACCUAUGUCUAAGUCAGCUAUCUGUGUAUUUUCAUUGCAAGAAAUAGAAAUUAAGUUUAAUGAGAAUGUUCACAUGUGUUUUAAUGGUAGUACAAAAGCACGCAACAUGGGCUACAUAUCAGGCAUGAUAUCAGAUGGCAAGUGUCCUAGUGUUGGUUCAACCGGCAACAUACUGAAUUUCUGUGAAGUGGGCCUUAAGAUAAGUGGACUUUAUCCAAUAAAAACAAUGUCUGUCAUAAACUGGAAUGAUACCUUGGUCACAUCAAUCACAAUGUCAGUAACUGGUUUGCAUACUGUAGCAUUUUUAGGCACUAAUGAUGGUAAGCUAAAGAAAGUUCUCAUUGAUGCUGAUAAAGCCUUAGAAUAUUCCAGUGAAGUUAUUUUACCUAGUCAAGCAAUACUCCCUGAUACCACACUGUCACCCUAUCAGAAAACAUUAUAUGUAUUGGGAAGAAAUACAAUAGUGCAAAUACCUACUGAGAGAUGUGCAGAACAUGGCAACUGCUCCGCAUGUCUUGAGUCAAAUGAUCCUCAUUGUGGUUGGUGUUCUCUUGAGAAACGGUGUACUGUCCAAAACAUGUGUCAGAAAGGCACACAAAGUGCACCAAGAUGGUUAUCCCAGUACAUCGGACAGCAAUGCAUUGAUUUUGAACAGAUUUUACCUGACAGAAUAUCAAUGAAUGAAGUUACAACCGUGCAGCUCAUUAUUAGAACUUUACCUGAACUGCCAUUUGGUGCAAAGUAUAAAUGUGUUUUUGGGAAUGCAGAACCUAUAGAUGCUGCUGUCACAUCUAAUGGCCUUGCCUGCCCCACUCCAGAUGUCAAGCACAGGCCUAAAAUAACACCAAACCAAGACCAUGUGUAUGUUUCACUAUCAGUGCACUCAUCUGAAACUAACAAAGAUUUUGUUUCCAGAAAUUUUGCUUUCUAUGACUGCUCCAAGCAUAUAACCUGUCACUCCUGCAUCUUAAGUGAAUGGGCCUGCAAUUGGUGCAUAUAUGAUAACAGAUGCACUCAUGAUACUUCUGUGUGUCAAAGGACAAUAAUUAGUGGAGAAAACAAUCCUACAAAAUUACUUAAUCAUGGUAUUGGUCAUUGUCCCAGGAUAAGACAAUACAAGAAGCCAAUUUUACUACCAAACAAUGUGCCUAAAGAGCUGGAACUUGAAGUGGAAAACCUGCCCCACCUACAACCAGGACACACAGGAUUCCAAUGUAUUGUGAGUAUUGAAUUAGCUAAUAUGAUACUUCCAGCCAGAGUUGAGUCAAACCAUUAUAUUGUGUGUGACAAAACAACUUAUUCAUAUGAAGAAGAUGUAGGAGAAUACAAUGUUAGUGUUAAAAUUGUUUGGAAUCAUAAACAUUAUAUAGACACAAUUAAUAUUACAUUGUACAAAUGUGAAAUUCUUGGAUCUCACAGAGAACAUGCUGAUUGUUCGCUUUGUAUAACUCGCAACUCAAUCUACAAAUGCACAUGGUGUGGCAACUCAUGUUCCUACAGUGAAACCUGCUUAGAAAAUCCAGUAACUGAAUGUCCCAAACCGAGAAUAGAUAUGAUUAAGCCUUUGAGUGGCCCAAUAGAGGGUGGCACUAUAGUCACCAUUGAAGGGAGUAAUCUUGGUCUAAGAGUUGAAGAAGUGUCUGGAAAAGUUCGCAUUGGAGAUGUUUUAUGUGAAAUAGUAGAUUUUGAAGUUUCUGUUAGUAUAACAUGUAGAACAGGACCUUCCAAUGGUUCUACUGUAGCUCCUGUGAUAGUAGAAAAUGAUUCUGGCCAUACGGAAUCCUCUGUUUUGUUCAGUUAUAAAAAUAUUAAGCUCCAAGGUCUCUAUCCAGCAUUAGGCCCUGUUUCAGGUGGAACACAGUUGGCAAUAGGAGGCCAGCAUUUAAACAUCGGUUCUUCUAUUUCUGCUUAUUUGGAUGAGUUGCCAUGCUCUGUUAAUAAAACACAAACCUCAAACAGUAGAUUAAUUUGUAUUACUCCCAAAGCUAACAUGCCUAGGGUGAUUCAUACAUUGACUGUCGCUAUAGAUCUUGCUAAUCGCACUUUAUAUGGGGACUUGUUUAAUUAUACAGCAGAUCCUACAAUAAUGGAAAUAAAACCGCUAAAGAGUUUUGUAUCUGGAGGCAGAAUGAUAACAGUUCAUGGUACCAACUUACACACUAUCCAAAAACCUCUUAUGAAACUGUAUUACGGGAAUGAAGUGCUCCCUGUCAACCAUACAGCUUGUACAGUACUCAAUGAACAUCAAAUGGAAUGCCCUAGUCCUGCUGUAAACAAGAAGUAUUAUGAUAUUUUGCAGGCUACGAAAUCCCAAACAAGUACUCCUCAAAUAGCAAUGAAAGUUGGUUUUGUACUAGAUAAUGUAGAGACUAUGCAUGAAAAGCAUUUUAAUCCUCCUAGAACUCAUAUGGUAUUCGUUGAAGAUCCGCACGUGUAUCAAUUUCCUAAUAAGGGCGUAAAAUCUUAUAAAGGAGAUCCAUUAGUAAUAGAAGGAGAAAACUUAAUCAGGGCAAGUGAUGAGACAGAUGUUGUUGUCAUGAUUGGAACACAACCCUGUAACGUAACCAGCCUUACAAUGCAACAACUACUAUGCACACCGCCUGAAAUGCAACCUGCUAACACUGAUGAAAACGGUUUACAGAUAUUAGAAAUCAAUUUGCCUUUAGUGGUAGUAAAAGUGGGCAAAAAUUUACGAUUCCCUAUUGGAUACCUACACUAUGAAUUACUCCGAAAUUACAAUUUCCCACCAGAAGUUAUAGCAGGAAUCGCAGGAGGGACAUUCUUUUUAGUACUUAUAUUUAUGAUCGUGUUAGUUAUGUAUAGACGCCGAAGUACAAAAGCAGAGCGAGAAUAUAAGAGAAUACAAAUUCAGAUGGAUACUUUAGAGAGCAAUGUAAGAUUGGAAUGUAAAUUGGCUUUUGCGGAAUUGCAAACUGAUAUGUCUGAUUUGGCAGCGGAUUUAGAGCAUUCAGGUAUACCAACACUGGAUCACGUGAACUACGUCAUGAAAGUAUUUUUCCCGGGAGUAUCGGAUCACCCUAUCUUAAAUGUCCAACGUCAAUUUAUCAACGCUCCCAGAACCAACUAUGAUGCAGCUAUGAUUCAAUUUGAGCAGCUAUUAAACAAUAAAUGUUUCCUGUUGUCAUUUAUAGACACAUUAGAGUCACAAAAAUCAUUUAACAUUCGAGACAAAGUAAAUGUCGCGUCCUUGCUUAUGAUAAUACUCAUGGGUAAAAUGGAAUAUGCAACCGAUAUUUUAAAAUCAUUAUUAUUACGCCUUAUCGAUAAGUCUAUAUGUAACAAACACCCACAGCUAAUGUUGAGACGAACUGAGAGUGUUGUUGAAAAGAUGUUGACAAAUUGGAUGGCUUUAUGCAUGUAUUAUUAUCUUAAAGAUUAUGCAGGUUCUUCUUUGUUUUUACUUUUUAAAGCUAUCAAACAUCAAAUAGAAAAAGGUGUUGUAGAUGCUAUCACUCACGAAGCCCGUUAUUCCUUAUCAGAAGAGAAACUUCUCAAAGAACAAAUAGACCAUCAAACCAUAACUCUGCAUAUAGUACAAGAUGAUUUUGAUGAAAAAGUUCAAUGUAAAGUAUUAGAUUGCGAUAGUAUAUCACAAGUAAAAGCUAAAAUAUUAGAUGCUCUUUUUAAAAAUACUCCGUUUUCUAUGAGGCCAUCCGUCCAUGAAGUUGAUUUAGAGUGGCGACACGGAAGAGGAGGACAUGUUACCCUACAAGACGAAGACGUUACUACAAAAACCAUCAAUGGCUGGCGUAAAUUAAAUACCCUGGCGCAUUACGGCGUCAAAGAAUCCGCUGUCAUGUCAUUGAUAUCUCGACAAAACGAUAGUUUUAAUACUCCUUAUAAAAUACCGUGCAAGAAUUGUACGGGAAUAUACUGUUCUAAUUCUCAUAUAAGAGUGUAUAACAGCGACAUAACUGACCAAAAUGUGCAUUAUUAUCACUUGGUGAAACCUAUUGAAUAUCAACAUAUAAUCAACAAGUCUUCAGAACACAGUCACAAAGCUAUACCGGAGAUAUUCCUCACCAGACUUUUGUCUACUAAAGGCACGGUACAUAAGUUUGUCGACGACUUCUUCAGCACCAUACUUACCGUAAACGAGGUGUUGCCGCCGGCCGUCAAGUGGCUGUUCGAUCUUUUUGACGAUGCGGCUCGGACACAUGGUAUCAUGAAUCCUGAAGUAGUCCAUGCGUGGAAGUCUAAUAGCUUACCGCUAAGAUUUUGGGUGAAUCUCAUUAAGAAUCCAGAUUUUAUAUUUGAUAUAAAUAAAACUGCUACAGUUGACUCAUCAUUAUCAGUUAUCGCUCAAACAUUUAUGGACGCUUGUUCGUUAACAGAACAUCGAUUAUGUAAAGAUUCUCCUUCCAAUAAACUGUUAUUUGCAAAAGACUUGCCUACUUAUAGGGACAUGGUUAUAAGGUUUUAUCAAGCUGUAUCUCAAUUACCUCAAGUGACAGACCAAGAGCUAAGUACUUCGAUGCAACAACUCUCGGUAGAACAGUUAAAUGAAUUCGAUACUCUGUCUGCCUUAAAAGAAUUGUAUAUCUAUGUCAGUAAAUAUAGAGAACAAAUUAUAUUAGGACUAGACAACAAAAUGCACUUAGCUCAUAAAUUAGAUAAUAUAGCAUGCACUAUGGAAGGGGAUCCAACGUCUAUAUGCUGACUAUAUGACACCUUCAGUCACAAUUUAAUUGCAUUUACGUAAUUUAUUUAUAUAAUACAUACUUUGUAAAAAGAAGCUUUAAUUUAUUCUGAAAAUACUCAGAUCUAAUAAAACUGAUAUGUAAAAAGACUGUAAAAUAUGUAUCAGUUCCAUAUUUCUAGUUAGAAAGUCUUACAAUAUUUUUUUUCAGUGGACAUGAUACAUACUUAAUAGCUAUGGACUUAUUUUUUUGUCAUAGUACCUACGUAAUAAGUAUUUAAGUAUUUUUUGUAAGUAUUAAGUGAAAUUAAUGUAACUAUUUAUAUUGGCAUCUAUUAUUAUGUGGGACUAUUUGAAAGUUUCAAUGUUACUCUAUUUAAAGUACAGAAACGAUUAGUCAUCUACUUUGGCAUAGAAUCAGUAUUGUGCAACGCGAAUCUGUGUAAGAUAAAAACACAUUUCAGUAUUUUAUUAUGGUAGAUUUUUUUCCACGCUUGUCUGAGUCACACACUGCCAUACAACAUAAUAAACAAUUUCGAAUGGUCCCAUAUUACUAAAUUUCGAAUAUUUGUAAUGCAUUUACUCUCCCAGUGGCCAUGCUAUUUUUAUAAUUUUAAUAUAAAAUGUAUAAUUGCUCUCUUUUAGAAGCGACAAAUAUGAUUUACUAAGAAUGAUAUAGAUCUGGCACUGAAAUUAUUUUUUAAUGUAAAUGUUCUUAUUUGUAUUUAUCUAAAAUUACUUAACUAUUGAUGUGUAUUACGCUAAGCUAAGAUCUAUGUGUAAAGAGAGAUAAGAAUUAGUUAAGGAAAAUGUUGUGAUAUUUGUAUUUGGAAUAUUGAUAGUGUUAAUUUAUCAAGUUAAACACAUACUCUUAUUUUCCUUUAUCUUAUUUAUUUGUGUACAAAAUUUAGGCAACAAUUAAAAAAAAAACAGUAUUGUGAUUGUGGACAAAGCUAUGAUCUUGUUAUAUUUAUAUUACAUUAUAUGUGCAGUGAAUCUCAAAUGAUCUUUCAUAGCUUCUCAUUGUUUACGAUUUCAUGAUCUCAUUGUGUUUUUGCUCAACUAUCUCUUUUAUAUAUUGUCAAUUUUAAUAUAAAGAAAACCCCACUUGAAUCUCUUACAUACGUUGAGUGUUUUGUAAAUUUGGCAGUGGAUGUCGUAAUAAUAUUCCAUUUACAAAAUAUGUUUAAAUUAGUAUUAGUUAGUUAUAACAUGCUAGGAUUUAAGGCAGCGUAAAUUCACCCGUCUUUGAAAUUUUAUAUUAUUGACUUAGAAAUAUACUUAUUUAUCAAUCCUUUUGUAAUGAAUAAUUUC